AUGGAGAUUGCUAUAAACAUGAUCUAACCAAUUCAAUAAUAGUAAUUGAGGAAUAUCUCAUUAAAUAAUGGUUGGAUUUAAAGAAUUUAAAGUUUUAUGAUGCAAUACUUAUCAAAUAAAUACUUUCAUCCUAAAUCAUAUAUUAAAGGGAGAAUUGUGUAAUGUCAGGAAGGCUAUAAAUAAGGCGGAAAAUCUAUGUGUGAUAGAUUUUGUUGUUCCUUAUGUUUAUCCUGUUUAACAAUUGCGGAUGAGUAUUAUUUUGCAAAAUGCCCUUUUAACUAUUAUUAACAGCCUAUAAGCCUAUAAGAGAUUAAUAAAAGGAGAGUGUUCUGA
Molecule: messenger RNA, 333 nt
Organism: Paramecium octaurelia
Lineage: Eukaryota; Ciliophora; Oligohymenophorea; Peniculida; Parameciidae
Source: the annotation of a GenBank genome assembly